CUGAUCGGAAUGUGCAUAAAGGAGGCAGAGAAAUUGAAGCGCAGUUCAUGCCAAGAAAAACUCAUUUGGGCGACAUGGUCUGCGAUGAUGACAGCAUGCCAUUGCAACGGAAGAAGGUGUGCGUGAUCGGAGCCGGCAUGGCCGGGCUGGCGGCAGCGCGGGAGCUGCGGCGGGAGGGCCACGACGUGACGGUGCUGGAGCAGAGCGGCGACGUGGGCGGGCAGUGGCUGUACAACCCGAGGCUCGACCUCGCCGACCCGCUGGGUGCCGGGGAGCCCGUGAAGGUGCACAGCAGCAUAUACGCGUCCCUCCGGCUCAUCAGCGCCAGGGAGAACAUGGGCUUCACCGACUUCCGUUUCGCGCCCAAGGACGACGACGGCCGCGACCGACGUCGUUUCCCGGGCCACCGCGAGGUGUACCUCUACCUCAAGGACUUCUGCGACACCUUCGGGCUCAUGGAGUUCGUCAGACUCAACACUCGCGUCCUGCGUGUCGCCAUGCAGCAGCAGCCCACGUCGAGGUGUCGGCAAUGGGCGGUGAGAUCCGUGGACCUGGCGAAGGCGGAAACGGAGGAGGUGUUCGACGCCGUGGUGGUGGCGAACGGCCACUACUCGCAGCCGAGAGUGCCGAGCAUCCAAGGCAUGGAGGCGUGGAGCGGGAGGCAGAUGCACAGCCACUCGUACAGGACGCCGGAGCCGUUCCGGGGCGAGGUGGUGGUGGUGGUCGGGUCAGGGGAGAGCGGCAAGGACAUCGCCAUGGAGGUCCGCCAGGUGGCCAAGGAGGUGCACCUCGUCGCCCAGUCCAUGAAGGAGGUGACCCCGGGGCUCGCCAAGGUGCUCGCCAAGCACGGCGUCAGCCUGCACGUACAGCUGCUCCUGGCGCGCCUGUGCGAGGACCGGCGGGCGGUGUUCGGCGACGGCUCCAGCGUCGUCGCCGACACCGUCAUCUACUGCACGGGGUACGACUACUCAUUCCCGUUCCUGGACACGGCGGGGGCCGUCACCGUCGACGACAACCGCGUGGGGCCGCUAUUCGAGCACGUGUUCCCACCGUCCCUGGCGCCGUCGCUCUCCUUCAUCGGCAUACCCAUCAAGGUGUUCGCGCCCUGGUUCUUCGAGGCGCAGGCCAAGUGGGUGGCGCAGGUGCUGUCCGGCAGGAGGACGCUGCCGCCGGAGGAGGAGAUGCUGCGGUCCGUGGAGGAGUGGUACCGCUCCAGGGAGAUCGCCGGCGUGCCCAAGAAGUACACCCACGACGUGAGCCGGUUUGGUAUAACGUACAUGGAUGAAUUUGGGGAGAGAUACUGCGACUUCCCUCGCGUGGAGGGAUGGAAUAUCGAGCUGCUGGUGGCGUCCUAUCUCAACAUGGUUGAAAACCUCGAGACCUUCCGCGACGACUACCAAGACACCGACUCCAUCCGCAAGGGUGUGGAGGCGUGGCAAUUGGCUGCAAAACAGAUCCACGUCAACCAAGCUGCUUCUGUUGGUGCACAAAUACAGUCACUUGGACUUCCUGAACAACAACAUAUGGAGCCUUCCACUCCACGUACUCCACAAUAAAAUUACAGUAAUGCUACACUUACGGGCUACAGGCUACGGAAUUUGGUUACGGGAUGACGUGGUGGAGAAUCAGAGGAGGUUGGGGCCUGAAAUCACGGGAUGCUGAAACGAGAUAACCAACCAACAACAUACACGUAACCCCGUAAGAUGAUUUCCGUAGCAGACUCUCCGUAGGUCUAGCAUUAUUGAUAAAAUUACAUAGAGUCGGUUUCACAAACAACUUAUAAGUGGCACUUGUGUGUCUCCACAUUAAAUUUGGUUGUGUGCAUCUUUGGCGCGGAUAGCAAGGAAGAUGAUCUCUUCUGGAGUAUUACCUCAAGAAUAUGUUUCACUACUCGUCCAGGAGAAACUACCAAAAGAACUAACAAGGUGGAAAGAAAAAUUACCAUCUCUUUCUUCCAGAUACCCAAAGGGGUUUCGCACAGAUUGGAUUUUUUCUUAUCAAGAUUCUUCUAGCAAGAACAUAGUGAGAAAAGAAAAUAUUAACCGCCUAAAUGGAGUAU
Messenger RNA from Lolium perenne, 2059 nucleotides. Its product is annotated as flavin-containing monooxygenase FMO GS-OX-like 9. The record is from RefSeq and is a predicted model, not a curated record. NCBI's taxonomy places the organism in Eukaryota, Viridiplantae, Streptophyta, Magnoliopsida, Poales, Poaceae. Gene Ontology annotation, molecular function: flavin adenine dinucleotide binding; NADP binding; N,N-dimethylaniline monooxygenase activity.